AUGUGUAGUUCAGGCACACAUCAAUAUCUCCCUUACAUCAUUUAUAUCACAUAUGCAGUUGCGUCAAAGUUUUUUUUAACAAAACUAAUCUCUCUGCCAUUUAAGACUGUGCAUAUUUUCUUUUUUUCAGCUCUGGUUGAGCGUGUUUUUCUACGUAUUGGUUCCGCUGAUACUGAUGAACAGCUAGAAGUUGCUCUAGGAAAAUUUCUCACUCCAAUUCUUUUAAAAUUAAACAGUUCAGAAGAUGGCAUUCGAACAAAGGUGAUGGAGUUGUUAGUACAUAUAAAUAAAAGAUUGAAAAGUCGAAGUAAAGUUCAACUACCAGUAGAAUCAUUAUUGACUCAGUUUCAAGAUCCUACAGCUACUCCAUUUGUUACAAACUUUACUAUUUUGUAUAUCAAGAUGGGGUUUCCUCGGUUAGAUCCUGUUAAACAAGCAGAGUUAUUGCCCAUGUUGAUUAAUUGUUUAGAGGGUCGACCAAGCAACCAAAAAGACAGUUUGCUAUUAUUAAUGAUACCAGCUAUUCAACAUCUGAAAUUUCCUUCUGAUUUAACAAAGAGAAAGUCUAUGUUUCAACUAGCAGAUAAACCUGAAAUAACUAAGUUAUUAUUAGAUUUUAUGAUGGAUAUUUUACUAUUAACAUACAGUGCACAUGCUUCAGCUCAAGCUGCUAGAUCUGGUGGUGGUGCUGGAGGGCGUGGUCCCCCAGUUACAGUUCCUCCUGGUCUCAGUGAAAAUUCUCUUAAACGUGUUCUAGGAGAAAAUCCUAUGACACCAGAAGGUUUAGAAAAGGCAAAGUUAGGAAUAUUGAAUUUUUUAGGAGCUGGAAUUCUGUCUGACAAUGACCUAGUAUGUCAUUACAUAGUAGCAUCAUCAGAUACAAGACAUAGUGUUGCAACAUCAGCUGAUAUGGAAUUAAAGAGAAUAAUGGGAAGUAUAGAUUGGAACAGUAAAGAAAUUAUUAGUAAAUUAUAUAAGAUAUUUCAAGGCACUGUUGUAUUAAAAGGACAAGUGAGUAUAGAAGGUUGUAGACUGUUACCAGAAGAUAGAAGAGUUCCAGUUUGUACCAGAAUCAGAUUGAAAAUUUUCCCAUUCUUCUUGAAGUCUAAAGAGGCAGUUGGCAUGUUCCCAUCUUGUAUUCAGGUGGUUUUUGAUUGUUUAUUUGGUACUAAUCUGAAUGCCAAGUUACGUGUUAUGGCUGUGCAGUUUGUACAUCAUAUUUGCUAUAACUGUGAAGACAGUAAAUUUAAGAUGUUUGAUGCUGUUCUAUUGUCUGGUAUGAUCAAACUUAUUGGAGAGGCCAAAGAGGACAGUAAAUUACGUAGUUUAGCCUAUGUUGCAGUAGGUAAAAUAGCUAGACGAUCUCCAGACAGAGUAGCCAAAGAUAUGACCUUGAUACAACAGUUUUUUCAAUCAGUCUGUGAGGAAGAUACCGAAACCAGACUAGCAGUUCAAGAAGCACUAUCUUUAAUGUCAGAAGCCUUUAAAAAAUUAGAUGAAACCAACCUUAAACUAUUGGAAGCUUUGAUUAUGCAGUAUAUAGACAAGGUAGAACCACAAGCUAGGUUAGUAGCUGUACAAUAUGCUAUAGCUGUAUUUCCUUCUAACCAUAUACCAUCAAGAUAUAUUUUACUCUUGGCAUCUGGAGAUAAUAAAGAUGAUAUAAGAGGUGAAUCUAUUAAAGAAUUGAAUAAUACAGAAAAUAAAGAUGGUGUAUCACUAGAAUUACCACAGUUCAUCAAUAUGAUACAAUAUAUAAAAGAAAAGGCACAACAAAGAAAAGAAAGUAAUCAGAAAUACGUAUCAGGAAAUACUGUCUUACCAUUCAAUCCAACAACUUAUACACAGAUGAUAAUAUAUUUACGUAUGUGUUUGAUAAAAAGUGCUGGUGGUAAGAAAGUUGUACAAACUACUGAUGAAAUAUUGAACGAAUCUCCACUACUGUCUCACUAUGUUAACCAGCUUUUGAGUACUUACACCACCAAUGAUGGUCCCAUACAGACCUAUAUAAAUAUGAUAAAAGAUAUACUCUCAGUCAAUUCUGAUUCCAAGACAAUGUUUUGUUUGUUAGAAGUUGUUGCUGUAGCAGCAGAUAAAUUAUCAUGUGACCUGUUGUCCAAUGUCGAUUGGCUGAUGAGCUAUGUCUUUUCCCCUAAGGAAGAUUUAAGGUUAAAUGCUAGUCAGUUGUAUGCAAUAUUAAUCUUUCACAGCAAUAAUCACAGUCUAAUUUCUGAUACAUUACAUGAACUUUAUAAUAAUAUACAGUCUAAAUCAGAGGUAAAAAUACAGCUGGGUUCAAUAUUAACAUUAGGAUAUAUAAUAGGACAGAAAUUAUAUAGUAAAUACCAAGAUGUUACUAUAGAAGAUAUGGAUCAUACUUCAAUACAUGGACAAACAGAUAAUAUUAGAGAUAUUGUUAUCAAAAUAGUAUCCAUUAUGACGAGUGGAAAUGCUAACCUAUCAAGUGCUGCUUGUAUUGCAUUAGGUGAAAUUGGCAGAAAUGGAUCAUUACCCCUGCCAUCUGGUGGUGAUGGUGACAAUCAAGGGCAGAUUACCAUAAUGUCUGUUAUCAAACAUUUCUUAUCUAUUCUUCAAAAGAGUGACCAUUCAAACAAGAUGAAAGAAAAAGCUGCCAUGGCUCUAGGUUAUAUAUGUAUUGGUGAUGUAGAUUUUCCACAUAGAAAACAUGUCAUGUCGGAAUUAUUCAAUGCUGUCACAGGUAAACAAGUUGAUCUUCAUUUUACCAUUGGGGAAGCUUUAGUUUGCGUGGCUGAAGGAAAGAAGUCUGUUUUAGCUCGUGAUUUAUGGAGAGAAGAACCUGAAGAAUAUACAAAAAAACAUGCUGAAAUUAAAGAUGAGAUGAAGUAUUAUUUAGAUCAGAUAUUAACUGUUUAUAUACCACAUUCUAAUCAACAUUUACGUCAGGCUGCUUGUAUAUGGUUACUGAUAUUAUUAAGAAAAUCUGGUCAUCAUCCUGUUAUACAGAAAAAAAUUAUUGAUAUACAGAAAGCUUUUAUGAGAUUGUUAUCUGAAAAUGAUGAUAUAACACAAGAUAUAGCAUCUAAAGGAUUGGGCUUGGUGUUUGAUAUUUGUACACAAGAACAGAAAGAUUUACUAGUUUCUACAUUAGUUGAUACUUUAACUACUGGUAAAAGUACUAAACAUGAAGUAACCAGUGAUACUACAGUAUUUGCUGAAGGUUCUAUUGGCAAAGCACCAGAUGGUGGUGGUCUAUCAACUUAUAAAGAAUUAUGUUCAAUAGCUAAUGAUUUAAACCAACCUGACUUAGUUUAUAAAUUUAUGCAUUUAGCACAUCAUAAUGCUGUUUGGAAUUCAAGAAAGGGGGCAGCAUUUGGAUUUAGUACUAUAGCAGCUCAGGCUGGUGAACAGUUAGCACCCUUUCUACCACAAAUGGUACCAAAACUUUAUAGAUACCAGUUUGAUCCCAACCCUAAAAUACAGCAAGCUAUGAGUAGUAUCUGGAAUGCUCUUGUUAAAGAUAACAAGAAAACGGUUGAAAUUUAUAUGAAACAGAUAUUGGAUGAUUUGAUAAAGAAUUUGACCAGUAAUCAAUGGAGGAUAAGAGAAUCAAGUUGUUUAGCUGUCAAUGAUUUAUUACGUGGUAGAAAUAUUGAUGAUAUUAUUGAGCAACUACCAGAAUUGUGGCAGACAUUAUUACGGGUCAGAGAUGAUAUUAAGGAAUCUGUACGAACUGCUGCCCAUACAGCCUGUAAAACUCUUAGUAGAGUGUCUGUUAAAAUAUGUGAUAUUAAUAAUGGUAAAGUAGGAGAAAGAGCUAUACAGUCAGUAUUACCCUGUUUAUUAACUAAUACUUUAAAUAGUACAGUGAAAGAAGUUAGACAAAUUGGAUUAUCAACUAUAUUAGAUAUCAGUAAAAACUCUGGUAAAUUAUUAAAGCCACAUAUACCAGUGUUAGUUAUAGCUUUAUUGGAAGCUGUCAGUGGGCUGGAACCCCAAGUUUUAAAUUAUUAUAGUUUACAUAUGGGUAGUCAAGAUACCCAAGAAAAGUUAGAUAGUGCUAGGAUUUCAUACUCUAAAACAUCACCUAUGAUGGAAACAGUCAGUAAGUGUGUACAGUAUGUUGAUGAUACUAUUUUACCAGAGUUGGUACCGAGAUUAUGUGAUUUAAUCAAAUCUGGUAUUGGUGUGGCUACUAAGGCAGGUUGUUCUAGUUUUACUAUAUCUUUAGUACAUCACUGUCCUAAUGAUUUAGCACCAUAUGCAGGAAAGUUAAUGGCUUCCUUUCUGAAUGGAGCCUGUGAUAGAAACUUAUCUGUUAGAAAAUAUUAUUCCUCUGCUUUGGGUCAUUUAUCAAAGAUAGCAAAAGAUAGCAGUGUUGAAAAGUUGAUAGCAAGAAUUAAAAGCUGGUAUUUAGAAAAAGAGGAUGAAAAUGCACACAGUGCUAGUGGUCUAAUCCUACAUGCUAUGAAUAGGCAUAGUCCUGAUGCUUUACAAAGAAAUGCUGCCUUAGCUAUGCCUUUAGCAUUCUUUGCCAUGCAUCAAAAAAUUAAUGAAGAUGAAACAUCAAAACAAACUAUAAAGAUAUGGCAAGAUGUAUGGAAUGAAACAACCCCCAGUACAGAAUCGGGUGUACGCUUAUAUCUUGGUGAAAUAGUUUCUAUUCUACAAUCAUCACUAGACUCACAAUCCUGGACAACCAAAGCUCAAGCUGCUGUUUCUAUGACAACAUUGGCCACUGAAUCAGGCACCAAUCUAAGCUCUCCACAUUUGAACCAAAUACUACAAGCUUUGAUCAGUGGCUUACAAGGUAGAACUUGGGGUGGAAAGGAAGAAUUAUUAAAGGCUUUAUCAACUGUAUGUACAUCAUGCAGGGAAGCUAUAUCAAAUGAAAUGUUAAACAAUCAGCCAGCAAUACAUCAGAUAACUGACUGUGUUUUGAAAGAAUGUAGAAAAGAAAAGAGUGACUAUAGAUUAGAGGCAUGGAAAUGUAUGUCAGCUGUAUUAGAAGAAUAUGAAAUUGAUAAAUUUCAAGAUAUGUGGGAUAUCAUGAUACCUGUUUUACAAAAGGUAAAUCUUAAUCAGAAAGAUGAUGAUGAAGCUAUAAGUAGUAAUUUAAAAGAAAGCAAUAGAGAAUGUAUAUAUUUAUGUUUAGGACAAUGUUGGCCAUAUACAUCCUCUGUACAAGAUGAUUAUAAGAAGAAGUUAUUAGAUUUACUACUAUCAUCAUUACCUCUCAGUACAUGGAAAGUACAAGUCUCAAUUUUAAAAUCUUUAAAUACAUAUAUUGAGAGGUAA
This is a messenger RNA of Lottia gigantea (owl limpet), 5277 nucleotides long. RefSeq lists its product as hypothetical. Lineage: Eukaryota; Metazoa; Mollusca; Gastropoda; Lottiidae. The record is from RefSeq and is a predicted model, not a curated record. The coding region runs from base 1 to 5277 and encodes 1758 amino acids. Gene Ontology annotation, molecular function: molecular adaptor activity. The transcript is spliced from 46 exons. Gene Ontology annotation, cellular component: cytoplasm; nucleus. Gene Ontology annotation, biological process: proteasome assembly.